Messenger RNA from Lagopus leucura (white-tailed ptarmigan), 1708 nucleotides. It is a transcript of the gene LRRC55, whose product is annotated as leucine rich repeat containing 55. Bases 1 to 879 code for a protein of 292 amino acids. Lineage: Eukaryota; Metazoa; Chordata; Aves; Galliformes; Phasianidae. The record is from RefSeq and is a predicted model, not a curated record. Gene Ontology annotation, cellular component: voltage-gated potassium channel complex. The transcript has 3 exons. Gene Ontology annotation, molecular function: transmembrane transporter binding; potassium channel activator activity; voltage-gated potassium channel activity.
AUGGGCCCGGGGGCAGGCCGCCGGCCCACCAUGCUGCUGGGCCCCUGGCUGGUGGCGGUGGUGGCGGUGGUGACGGCGGGCGCCGGUGCAGGCUGCCCGGUGCUGUGUACGUGCCGUGGGCAGGCGGUGGACUGCAGCGGGCAGCGGCUCUUCUCGGUGCCCGCCGAGCUGCCCUUGGACACCGGCAACCUCAGCCUGGCCCACAACCGCAUUGCCAGCAUCCCGCUGGGCUACCUGGCCUGCUACGCCCAGCUGCGUGUCCUUGACCUGCGCAACAACUCGCUGGCCGCACUGCCCGCCAGGCUGUUCCUGGGCGCCCGCCGCCUCACCCACCUGGACCUCAGCUACAACAACUUCAGCCUGGUGACGGCCGACAUGUUCCUGGAGGCCAGCGAGCUGCUGCGCCUCGACCUCAGCCACAACCCCUGGCUGUGCACGGUGCACCCCAGGGCCUUCCGCGGGCUGGCGCAGCUGCGGGAGCUGGACCUCAGCUACGGGGGGCUGUCGGCCCUCAGCCUGGACGCGCUGGAGGGGCUGACGGGGUUGGUGACCCUCCGGAUCGGCGGCAACCCCUGGGUGUGCGGCUGCGCGAUGGAGCCCUUCCUCAAGUGGCUGAAGAGCCGCAUCCAGCUCUGCAUGUCAGAUUCGCAGCUGGCCAAGUGCCAGGCUCCCCCCGAGGUGAAGGAGGUGCCCCUCUUCUCUCUGACGGAGGAGAGCUUCAAGGCGUGCCACCUCACCCUGACCCUGGAUGACUAUCUCUUCAUCGCCUUCGUGGGCUUCGUGGUCUCCAUCGCGUCGGUGGCCACCAACUUCCUGCUGGGCAUCACGGCCAACUGCUGUCACCGCUGGAGCAAAGCCAGCGAGGACGAGGAGGUUUAGGACCACUGUCACCACCAUGAAGCUGAGCUGAGCUUGAAGCCCCAGCUGCUGGGACAGUGGAGGCGGCAGCAGAGGGGUGCAGGGGAGACCCCAGACCAGGAGCUCGGGGAGACAGAGCAGGGUCUGCAGCCGAAGCAAACCCCAUGUGAGAAAGAACCCCAAAAGCAGCACGUGCCUUGGGGGAUACUGAUGCCCACUGCCUGGGGAGAAAACCACGGAAAUCACCGCUUUCAGCCCAAAAACAGCACUGGUAGAGCAAGAGCCUGCAGCCUCCUGUUCCCCAAAUCCAGCUUGUUCUCUGCAGCUAAGGGCCAAGCCCAGGACAUGGCGCUCAUUGGGGACAGCCCCAGGUGCUGGUGACACUUGCCACAACUUGGACAUGCAGACAGCACCAGAGCCACAAGCGUUGAAGCCCCGCAAGCAUCUCCUUUUACCAGCCAAUUCCUGCUCCUUCCCCUUCUCCUCUCAAGUUUUGUGCAGGUUUUGGGCCAUACCUGGCACCCAGCCUGGCCAGACAGCUUGGGGAACCAUUGUUGGGAGGCAAAAGGAACUCCAAAGAAAUGAAAAAAAAGAAGAAAAACCCACAAAGCUACUGGCCUCUCUGUCCAAGCAGGAUGGCCACUGCUCUCGUGUGUGUUUUACGCUGUCUUCAUGGCCAUCCCUGCAGAGAGUAGGGCUGAAGACUGACACUUCCACUCCAGCUGUAAAACUCCCGCAGUCACGUAGCACUUUGCUGCCAAGAUAUGUUUGCUCCCAUCCUUGCCCUCUGGGGGACUCUGCUUGGGACAGCCCCCCCACCCCACCCCUUACACCCUCCCUGGAGCCAUUC